Molecule: messenger RNA, 2262 nt
Organism: Nematolebias whitei (Rio pearlfish)
Lineage: Eukaryota; Metazoa; Chordata; Actinopteri; Cyprinodontiformes; Rivulidae
Gene: ankk1
Product: ankyrin repeat and kinase domain containing 1
Exons: 9
Coding region: 1-2262 (753 amino acids)
Biological process (GO): protein phosphorylation
Molecular function (GO): protein binding; protein kinase activity; ATP binding
Source: RefSeq, a predicted model, not a curated record
AUGAAUUACAAUCAAGGAUUUCUGGGACAGUUCAGGGACUUCAAGAAGGAUGACUUUGAGGUUGACUGGAUUAAGCUGUCAGAAGGCAGAUUUGGUCAGGUGUACCAAGUCAAACUCAAGGUCUGGCAGGAAAAAUGUGCCCUAAAAACCUUCAGCGCAACUUUGGCUUCCAACAACAGUUAUGGGAAAAUAGCAGAUGAAGUGUCCAACAUAGCCAAACUAAAAUUUAGGUACAUUUUGUCCAUUUAUGGACUCUGCAGCGAAGCAAGCGCUGUUGUGAUGGAGCACAUGAGCAACGGCUCUCUGAACAAUCUCCUCACCUCUCACACUUUCAUGUGGCCAAAGAAGUUUCAGAUGAUCCAUGAAGUCUCCAUGGGCAUGGAUUUCCUUCACAGCAUGAAACCGCCGCUGCUCCAUCUUAACCUCAAAACAUCUAAUAUCCUACUAGAUGAUCAUCUUCACGCUAAGAUUUCGGAUUUCAGUGCCAUUCAGUGGGAAGAAGGCAUGAGUAAAGCUGUGUUCAUGGAGGAUCUGACGGCACGAGGUAACAUAAGUUACAUACCACCAGAGACCUUCACUCAGGACCCUGUACCACCAGGAACUGCCUUUGAUGUGUACAGCUUUGGGAUUGUGAUGUGGGAGAUACUGACUCAGCAGAAACCGUACGCAGGCUGCAGUGUGACAACAGUGCUCUUGCAGGUGUCAAAAGGGAAGAGACCCAACCUGGAGAGUAUUCCUGAUGGCAGGCCCCAGGAGUGCGAUCAGCUGAUCAGCAUCAUGAAGCAAUGCUGGGAAAAAGACCCCUGGAAGAGGCCAGAGUUUUCAGACACUGUAAAGAAAACAGAGGCUUUGAAUGGCGCCUUGAAGAUCCCAGGACCCAUUCAUUAUGGCAAAAAUGGCGACAUGGAACAGAAAUCUAAUUAUUCGUGGCAGGUUUCCACCAACCAUGAAAUCACAUUGCCUGAGAUGUCUGACCUUCCUUCAGAUGAGCAACACAGCAACAGCAUUCUGUUUUUGCUUUCUAAAAAGGACUUCAGUAGUUUCAGGCAGACUGUGAAACAAGAGCAUGCAGAUGCACAGUUUGCAGGCCAAAAGAGUCUCCUUCACUACACGGUAGCCAGUGGAGAUUUGGAAAGUGUCAAGCAUGUCCUGAGUCUGGGUGCAGAGGUCAACUGUACAAUGGCCAGAGGUUACACUCCCCUUAUCAUUGCAGUUCUGCAAAGGUUUUACGAUAUCAUCACUUUGUUGUUGGAACAUGGAGCCGAUGAAGUGGAGGGGGAUGAAGACCAGUGGACGCCACUACAUUUUGCUGCUCAGAACGGUGAUGACAGGUCUAUUCGUCUCCUGUUGGACAAAGGAGCUUCGGCAGAUGCUCGGGAAAAAGCCGGAUGGUUGCCGCUCCACCUGGCCUGUCAGAAUGGCCAUGAAACUGUGGUGCGCCUGCUGCUUUCACGACUGUUGAAGGAGGCUACUGUGGAUCAGGAGGAGGAACAGGGCAAGACUCCGCUCCACCUCGCCUCUUCCUAUGGGAAUCUUAAUAUCGUCAAGCUUCUCCUUGCUCACAAAGCAAAUCCGAAUGCCACUGACAGCUCUCUUUCCACCGCUCUUCACUUCUCUGCUGAGCAAGGCCACAAUCGCAUAGUCAGACAGUUGUUGAAAAGUGGGGCGAACGUUGACAGUGCAGACAGCAGAGGACACACGCCGCUUCACCUGGCUGCUCUGAACGGUCAUGCAGGUAUAUGCAGGCAGCUGAUAACCAGUGGGGCUAACCCAGAGUCCAAAACCCUACAGGAGUGGACCCCCAUGCACCUGGCUGCUCAGCGAGGACAUGAGGCAGUAGUGGUGCAACUGGAGAGUCUUGGUGCUCUUGUAAACUCAAAAGGUCAAAGUGGAUGGACUCCGCUGCACCUAGCCUGCAAGCAAAGUCAGCCGGAGGUGGUGGCAAAGCUUCUGUCAGCCAAAGCUAACCCAAACGUUAAAGAGGACAAUGAGGGGUGGACACCUCUCCACAUAGCCUGUAAAAAACUCUGUUUCCCUUGUGUUCUUCAUCUGGUACUAUACAAGGCAGAUGUUAAUGCUGUAAACUCAGAAAAGGCCACAUCGUUACACCUGGCUGCUCAGCAUGGCUGUGUGCCCACCAUUAAGGUUCUACUGCUGAACGGAGCAGACAGGACACUACGAGACGCCUCUGGAUCCACAGCUCUAGAUGUAGCUUGGCUGUGUAAAAAAUGGGAAAUAGUUGAGCUACUGCAAAAGAACUAA